This is a messenger RNA of Paramacrobiotus metropolitanus, 1268 nucleotides long. Its product is annotated as translocon-associated protein subunit alpha-like. The transcript has 6 exons. Lineage: Eukaryota; Metazoa; Tardigrada; Eutardigrada; Parachela; Macrobiotidae. Bases 239 to 1135 code for a protein of 298 amino acids. The record is from RefSeq and is a predicted model, not a curated record. Gene Ontology annotation, cellular component: endoplasmic reticulum membrane; endoplasmic reticulum.
GGAAAAUACAGUGCUGUUGAUUUGCAAUGCGCAUCGGGAAGAUUUUGCCGCAAAAGUCAAAACCAAAACACACCAAGUUUCGUUUCCAGCGGUGUAUGUUACUUGUGACUGAUCUUUUUAGAAGUCGGAUUUUGUUGUGAUUGGGAUUUGAUUGUUGCAUCGGUGUGCGGAGGGAUUUGCGUGCGAGCGGAGUGAUUCAGUGUUGCAGAACUUGCAUUUGAUCGGAGCGUGAUUGAACAUGUUGCAUCGCGGGAUUAUCGCCGUCUUCCUGGCGGCGCUCGUCUUCUGCGCAGGCUGCCUGCAGGGGGCCCGCGCCGAGGACGACAUCAUCGUGGAGACGGAGGAGCAGCAGCAGCAGUUCAAGACGGCCAGCGAGAUCGUCAAGGAGGCGGGCAGCAGCACGGGUGAUGCCCCGACCGAAGAAGCCGCCACCAACCUCGUCACGGGCUCCCCGGACGCCGACACCACGGUGUACUUCACUUAUCCCCUCAAUUCCAAAGAAAUCCCGACGAACAAGCCGGUGCGGCUGCUGAUCGGCUUCCGCAACCGCGGCGCGGCGGACAUGAUGGUGGACUACCUGGACGCGUCGCUGCGCUACCCCAUGGACUACUCCUACAUCAUCACCAACUUCACCGCCGUCCGCUUCAGUCGCCACGUGCCCGCCCAGCAGGAGGCCACCUUCGACUACGGCUUCUACCUGCACGAGGCCUUCGCCGCGCGCCCCUUCACGCUCAACAUCAACCUGCACUACCACGACGCCGCCGACAAGCUCUUCGUCAGCGCCGUCUACAACGACACCAUCCAGGUCGUCGAACUCGACGAGGGCCUCGACAGCCAGACGUUCUUCCUGUACAUCAUGUUGGCGGCGGUCGUCUCGCUGCUGGGCCUGCUCGGAUACCAGUACACCAGCGCCCGUUCGAAGAAGCGCUUUGGCGGCGUGAAGAAGGCGGUGAAGGCCAGCGUGAGCGCGGCCGGCAGCGGCAGUCAGGUGGAGAGCGGGACGUCGCGCAGCGGCGACGUGGACUACGACUGGCUGCCCGAGUCCACGCUGCGCGCCAUCAAUAAAUCACCAAAGAAAUCCCCGGUGCAGUCGCGGUCGCCGCAGCAGUCGCCCAGCGCCAAGAAGAAGCUUUGAUUCACCAUGCGAUGCGUUUUUCCUGUUUUCCUCUCUGUGUUAUCGUGUUUUUCAGCUAAUUUCUGUACCAGAUGCUUUUUAUUCAUUUUAUCCGGACGAUCAGCGGGUUAAAUAAAAAAAAGAAUACAGAAAU